AAACGAGUAGGCGCGCCCUGUGAAUCUGUGGGGAGAACACAUGGGUGUCCUUAAACAUGUUUUACAAUCUCCUAUUUCCGUUCAACUCCAUUCUCUCGCCCUAAACUUUUCGUCUCAGAUAGAAAAAGCAUGCUGUCAACCUGAUUCCACAUUCUUGAGAUUCCUGUCAUCCACUCAUCGGACAUUACUAGCUAAUCUGUUUUUGUGUCGUCACUCAGGAACAUUAAUCUUCCGUCGGUUACGUGAAAAAUAUUUUAGCCUACACUCAAAUAUAAACACAGAUUCUCGGUUGUUUAUAACUCAAAAAGUUUUACUUGGAGGGUCUUUAAUUUCAUUCGCUCAAGAUAAAAUUACUGAUGAAGAGGUUUUAACCACUUUAAAAAGUUUUUCAGUAAAUGGUGAUUCAAAUAAUUCCAACAAAAGUAGUUCAUUUGUUGUUGUGGAAAAUAAUACUAUUGAAGAAGAUACCUGUUCACCAGUUAAAGAUCGUACAAGAAACGAGCACUGUGAAUCAUGGGAUCCACCACUGACUUUAAUGAUACGAGAGUUACGUAAAACAUAUUUAAAUCGGAUAUCAAUGUUUUCACAUCCUACUACGGAGCCAGUUAUUGUUGAUGAUUCUUGUAUAUCUGCUUGUGAUCCAGAUCCUCAUGUAGAUGAAAUUUCAAAUGAAGAUCACUUUAGUGCGUCCCUUUCGUCGUUGUUUAUGGAUUUAAAUAUUCAGCCAGAUGGUACGGGUUUUGUUGAUGAGUCGUGGGAACUUGUUUAUGAUCGAACAAGUAUGCACGUUUGGCGUAGACCACUGACGGUACCUCAAGUCAAUGGUGAACGUAAUCCCCCAAAAUCAAAUGCCAAGUACGAGUACCGAGUUUGCGGACAAUUUCGUGAUAUAUCAGCUUCAUCAUUUUUAGAAGUACAACUCAAUCUAGACUAUCGACGAAAAUGGGAUGAUAAGAUUGUAGAAUUGCAUUGUAUUACACCGAAUAACGAUACACAUAUUAAAGAUUUAGAUAUUAUUCGUUGGGUUGUACGUUUUCCAUUUCCUAUGGUCGAUCGAGAAUAUGUUUACGUACGACGUUGGUGGAUUCAACCUACUGAAUUUUCCUUGAAUACGGAGAAAUCACUUGCAUCUCAUAAAGAUAAUUCUUCAGAAUCGAUUCCUUUAUCUCAAGACAAUACAACUAAGAACAUUUCUACUAGACGCUAUGCCUAUCUAAUUUCUCGAUGCUCAGCAGAUUUCAAAGAAAAAUGUACCCAAUCUUCUGAUAUUUCUUCUGUAAAGUCUUCGUGGGAAAACAUAAAGAAACGGGGCCCUGUUCAAGUUCAUGAAUAUCAUUCUGAAAUGUUAAUUGAGUCACAUGGAGAAUUCAACCAAAAUGGACUGAAUUACUAUUUAAUUUAUUAUGAUGAUCCCUGUCUUCCGAUUAAUGGAUCGCCAAUAAAAUUAUUUUCUGUCAGAGGUAAGUUUAUUUGUCCAUUUCAUUUUGUAUAUGCUUUUAUUUGACUAUUCAUAUUAUCAGCUGACAGUUUGUUUUAUACGUAUAUAUUAUUCGUCACCCUUUGUCUUCCAAGAGUGUAGAUGUAGCAGAAUGUUUGUAAUCAGGACACGCAUUUUUGAUCUGGAUUACAAUAGACAGUCGCUUUUACGCUAUUUGUAUCAAUAGGACUAGAAGACCUUAAAAGACAUAGAUAUAUGGAUGAUGGUCGAACAGUAUCAGAAUGGUUGACUAAUAUGUUAGACGAGACUAGGAGAUAUACAUUAUUCUAUUUGUUUGAUCACAAUCACUGAUCCGUUUAUGAUAAAUACAGAGAAAUCAGUUUGACUAAUAUAAUUCUCAAGUAUUAGCUUUAGUAACAAGCCCCUUAGCCGUACAGAUAUCAUGAUCUAGUUGUUAAUAUAUAGAUCUAAGUUUCACUCUUCUUUAAAUCCUUAUAAUACUUACCGACGUCUGACUGUAAUCUUGUUCCUUAACUCAAUGGUAUUAACCGGUGGUCAUUAAAUCUUAUGACUGUGUGUCUUUCUACAAGGUUAUGCAAAUAAUUUAUACGAACUUACCGAACAUUUAUGAUUAGGUUAGAGUAGGUGAGGAAGUGUAUUUUGGAUCGCCUACGUCAUUUGCUCACUUCUAACAUGUUUACUUGAUUUUAUCGUACAUAUACUCUUAGAGGUGAUAUUAGCAUUGUCUCACAUCUUCUGUUAUUGAUCUCCUAUGCAGUGACACUCUCAGGGUCUUAGAAUAGACAGGGAGCAUAGUUAUGUUAGCUGAAGAGGUUGAAGAAAUUCAGAACUUUUUAAAUACUUCGCUAGUGCGAAAAUGUUUCAAAUGAAGAUUAUUACAUUGAAAAUGGUCUGCACCAAUAAUUAAUUUAAUUAUUAGAAGUAAGACAGUUAAACCUGUUGAUCAUUUCAAUUAUCCAUUAUACCUAAUCAGCUACGAUACGUUAAUGGUUCUUGAAAUCUAUGCAUUCAGUCAUAUAUAUUGUAGAACCAGGCACGUAUAUGUAUUGGUUCAAGUUGCCAUAUCUCAUCACAACAAGAUGAAUAUCGAAUUCAUAGAAGUAGUUACUUCAAUGGUAGUAAUAUAUAAAAGAAAGAUUGUGUGUAAGGAUAUAAUACAAGAAGAAAGAAUUAGUUUAUAGUAAGAAAGGUAUAAAGUAAUUUUAAUCUCACGGUUUAAGAAAAUGCAAAGAGUGUAUACACCUACAUCAUUGUGAUCGAUUUUCAAGCAUGUCACUCGGAGUCUUCAACCAUCGGUUAAAAUAGUCUUGCGAAACCAAACCAAUUAGCUUGCAUCUAUCAACAUAGCUCAGACCAAAAGUUAGUGACUUUAUGGACUGAUGCCACGUUUUGUGCAAAUUAAAGAAAAAAAAUAUUAAAUAUUAACUGCAAUAUUUGUUAUAAAAUCUAUAAAAUACUGUAAGAUUUUUCGGUAGUAUUGUAGUGAACAAAACACGGGUGAGGACAAUCAGAUGUAUUUAAACACAACAUUACAGACUAUCUC
Messenger RNA from Schistosoma rodhaini, 3002 nucleotides. The record is from the annotation of a GenBank genome assembly. Lineage: Eukaryota; Metazoa; Platyhelminthes; Trematoda; Strigeidida; Schistosomatidae.